Molecule: messenger RNA, 8639 nt
Organism: Orcinus orca (killer whale)
Lineage: Eukaryota; Metazoa; Chordata; Mammalia; Artiodactyla; Delphinidae
Gene: EPHA5
Product: EPH receptor A5
Exons: 19
Coding region: 784-3909 (1041 amino acids)
Biological process (GO): axon guidance; cell surface receptor protein tyrosine kinase signaling pathway; protein phosphorylation
Cellular component (GO): plasma membrane; neuron projection
Molecular function (GO): ATP binding; transmembrane-ephrin receptor activity; protein binding
Source: RefSeq, a predicted model, not a curated record
GGCAGUCAGAGGAGACCGCGGAGCUUCAGACUCAGCAGGAGCGCGCCGUGGCGGUGCAGUUCCGAGCUCGCCUGCCCAGCGGCGCACACACCACCUCCUCCCCGAGCACCGGGAACCGCCGCAGCUCCGGGCCGCCGCCGCCGCCGCUGCCGCCGCCGCAGGGCUCCGAGCUCUUGCCCGCUAGCCGCCGCCAGUCCUUCCCUCGUCAGGGCUCAGCCCGCAGCUAUUUCCUUCUGCCGGCCUCUUUGAACUCUGGGUCUUUUCCUCCGCUCGCCUCUCUCGUAUUUUCCCCACCCUAUAUUUUCUCAACUCCUCUUCCUUUCUCCUUAGCCACCCUGCUUUUUUCUCCUCUUUUUAUUGAGGAUUUCUUCUUAAGAUGCCUUGUCUUCCUUACCUUCGUCCAUUUCAGCCCUGAAGACUGAAAAGGAGCCUUUAUCUCUCCCCCAGUGGCAUUUAAAAGACUCCCAUCCUUAAAAGUCUAAAGAGGUAAAGAACAGGACGCGGGACCUUCUCGACACCCGAGAGUCCGGUCCCGAACUGCACUAUCAACCGUAACUAGUAUUUCAUUUAACCCCAGUGUAGAGGAGGGAGUAGGGAGCCGGGAGCAAACUUCAGCCGUCUCAGAGGAUCCCUGGUUCCCGCAUUUGGACGAGCCGCGAGCCAGAAGGCAAAGGAGCCCACGGGGAACGAGGAGCAAGCGCGAGCCUCUCUCGCCCCCUCCGCGAGGCGGGAGCCGUGAACUGAGCGGCGCGGGACAGCGGCGGCGGAGGCGGCGAAGAGAAGAUGCGGAGCUCGGGGCCCCGGGGUGCGGGACGCCGGCGGCCCCCGGGCGGCGGCGACGACCUCCCCAGCACCCCCGCGUCUCUGGCCGGCUGCUACUCCGCACCUCGCAGGGCCCCCCUCUGGACUUGCCUUCUCCUGUGCGCCGCGCUCCGGACCCUCCUGGCCAGCCCCAGCAACGAAGUGAAUUUGUUGGAUUCACGGACUGUCAUGGGGGAUUUGGGAUGGAUUGCUUUUCCAAAAAAUGGGUGGGAAGAGAUUGGUGAAGUUGAUGAAAAUUAUGCCCCUAUCCACACAUACCAAGUAUGCAAAGUUAUGGAACAGAAUCAAAAUAACUGGCUUUUGACCAGUUGGAUCUCCAACGAAGGUGCUUCCAGAAUCUUCAUAGAACUCAAGUUUACUCUGCGGGACUGCAACAGUCUUCCUGGAGGGCUGGGGACCUGUAAGGAAACUUUUAACAUGUAUUACUUUGAGUCAGAUGAGAAUGGGAGAAACAUCAAGGAAAACCAGUACAUAAAAAUUGAUACCAUUGCUGCUGAUGAAAGCUUUACAGAACUUGAUCUUGGUGACCGUGUCAUGAAACUGAAUACAGAGGUCAGAGAUGUAGGACCUCUAAGCAAAAAGGGAUUUUAUCUCGCUUUUCAAGAUGUGGGUGCUUGCAUUGCUCUCGUUUCCGUUCGUGUGUACUAUAAAAAAUGCCCUUCUGUGGUACGACACUUGGCUGUCUUCCCUGACACAAUCACUGGAGCUGAUUCUUCACAGUUGCUUGAAGUGUCGGGCUCCUGUGUCAACCAUUCUGUGACAGAUGAACCACCCAAAAUGCACUGCAGCGCUGAAGGGGAGUGGCUGGUGCCCAUUGGGAAAUGCAUGUGCAAGGCAGGAUAUGAAGAGAAAAACGGCACCUGUCAAGUGUGCAGACCUGGGUUCUUCAAAGCUUCACCUCACAGCCAGAGCUGCAGCAAAUGUCCACCUCACAGUUAUACCCAUGAGGAAGCUUCAACCUCUUGUGUCUGUGAAAAGGAUUAUUUCAGGAGGGAGUCUGAUCCACCCACAAUGGCAUGCACAAGACCCCCCUCAGCUCCUCGGAAUGCCAUCUCAAAUGUUAAUGAAACUAGUGUCUUUCUGGAAUGGAUUCCUCCUGCUGACACUGGUGGAAGGAAAGAUGUGUCAUAUUAUAUUGCAUGCAAGAAGUGCAACUCACAUGCAGGUGUGUGUGACGAGUGUGGCGGUCAUGUCAGGUACCUCCCCCAGCAAAUCGGCCUGAAAAACACCUCUGUCAUGAUGGUGGAUCUGCUUGCUCACACAAACUAUACCUUUGAGAUUGAGGCAGUGAAUGGAGUGUCCGACUUGAGCCCAGGAGCCCGGCAGUAUGUGUCUGUAAAUGUAACCACAAAUCAAGCAGCUCCCUCUCCAGUCACCAAUGUGAAAAAGGGGAAAAUUGCAAAAAACAGCAUCUCUUUGUCUUGGCAAGAGCCAGAUCGCCCCAAUGGAAUCAUCCUGGAGUAUGAAAUCAAAUAUUUUGAAAAGGACCAAGAAACCAGCUAUACAAUUAUCAAAUCUAAAGAGACAACUAUAACCGCAGAGGGCUUGAAACCAGCUUCAGUAUAUGUCUUCCAAAUUCGAGCACGCACAGCAGCAGGCUAUGGUGUCUUCAGUCGAAGAUUUGAGUUUGAAACCAUCCCAGUGUCAGUUGCAGCAUCCAGUGAUCAAAGCCAGAUUCCUAUAAUUGCUGUGUCUGUGACAGUGGGAGUCAUUUUGUUGGCAGUGGUUAUUGGCUUCCUCCUCAGUGGAAGUUGCUGCGAUUGUGGCUGUGGAAGGGCUUCUUCCCUGUGCGCUGUUGCCCAUCCAAGCCUAAUAUGGCGGUGUGGUUACAGCAAAGCAAAACAAGAUCCAGAAGAGGAAAAGAUGCAUUUUCAUAAUGGGCACAUUAAACUGCCAGGAGUAAGAACUUAUAUUGAUCCACACACCUAUGAGGAUCCCAAUCAAGCUGUCCAUGAAUUCGCCAAGGAGAUAGAAGCUUCAUGCAUCACCAUUGAAAGAGUUAUUGGAGCGGGUGAAUUUGGUGAAGUUUGUAGCGGACGUUUGAAACUUCCAGGAAAAAGAGAAUUACCUGUGGCAAUUAAAACCCUUAAAGUAGGCUAUACUGAAAAGCAACGCAGAGAUUUCCUGGGUGAAGCAAGUAUCAUGGGGCAGUUUGACCAUCCUAACAUCAUUCACUUAGAAGGUGUUGUGACCAAAAUUACACAUACAGGUAAACCAGUGAUGAUAGUGACAGAGUAUAUGGAAAAUGGCUCUUUAGAUACAUUUUUAAAGAAAAAUGAUGGGCAGUUCACUGUGAUCCAGCUGGUUGGUAUGCUGAGAGGCAUCGCUGCAGGAAUGAAGUAUCUUUCUGACAUGGGCUACGUGCAUAGAGACCAUGCUGCCAGAAACAUCUUAAUAAAUAGUAACCUUGUGUGCAAAGUGUCUGACUUUGGGCUUUCCAGGGUACUGGAAGAUGAUCCUGAAGCAGCCUACACCACUAGGGGAGGCAAAAUUCCAAUCAGAUGGACUGCCCCAGAAGCUAUAGCUUUCCGAAAGUUUACCUCUGCCAGUGAUGUCUGGAGCUAUGGGAUCGUGAUGUGGGAGGUUGUGUCUUAUGGAGAGAGACCCUACUGGGAGAUGACCAACCAAGAUGUGAUUAAAGCUGUAGAGGAAGGCUACCGUCUGCCAAGCCCCAUGGACUGUCCUGCUGCUCUCUACCAAUUAAUGCUGGAUUGCUGGCAGAAAGACCGAAAUAGCAGGCCCAAGUUUGAUGAAAUCGUCAACAUGUUGGACAAGCUGAUCCGUAACCCAAGUAGCUUGAAGACGCUGGUCAAUGCAUCAAGCAGAGUACCUAAUUUGUUAGCAGAACAUGGCUCACUGGGGUCUGGGGCCUACAGAUCAGUAGGUGAAUGGCUAGAAGCAAUCAAAAUGGGCCGAUAUACAGAGAUUUUCAUGGAAAAUGGAUACAGUUCAAUGGACGCUGUGGCUCAGGUGACCUUGGAGGAUUUGAGACGGCUUGGAGUGACUCUUGUUGGUCACCAGAAGAAGAUUAUGAACAGCCUUCAAGAAAUGAAGGUGCAGCUGGUCAACAGGAUGGUGCCAUUGUAACUUCAGUUAAUUGUCACUUCGUCAAGUGAAUGAUUCUGCACUUUGUAAACAAGCCCUGAGAUUUAUUUUAACAAAAAAGGGGGUAAAAGGGAAAACUCAGUGAUUUCUAAACCUUAAGAAAGCGUUUGUUUCAGCCACAGAAUUUGUGAUCAGUGUUUUACUAAAAUCUCUUUAUCUUCCUCUCAAUAUCUUCAUUUUUCAUGAAGCAAAUAUAACCUGCAUGGAAUUAGAACAUGAGGUUAAACAUUAUCUUAUAUUACAACAAAAUCCUCACUACUUCUACAAAAUUUUAUACAUGAAAUAUAUAACUAUAUAUAGCACCUUUUUUUUUUUUUUUUUUUUUUUUUUUUUUGCGUUAUGCGGGCCUCUCUCACUGUUGUGGCCUCUCCCGUUGCGGAGCAAAGGCUCCGGACGCGCAGGCUCAGCGGCCAUGGCUCAGGGGCCCAGCCGCUCCGCGGCAUGUGGGAUCUUCCCGGACCGGGGCACGAACCCGUGUCCCCCGCAUUGGCAAGCGGACUCUCAACCACUGUGCCACCAGGGAAGCCCCUAUAGCACCUUUAUAGAAAGAAGGCAGCCCUUUUCAAAAUUUCCAAGAAUCUGUUUGAAAGGAAAAGUUUUAUAGCCAUUUGUGGGCUAACAAAAGCUGCAGUUUACUGAAGUUUACUUCAAACUUCAAGUCUUAAUUGUCUACAUAAGUGUAUUGAAGAGCAAUAUGGUUAGAUAAUUUCUAAAUAGAUAUCUUCUUUUGUAAUUUUAAAUGCUGUUACACAGCGUUAAGUUAUAGAAACUAGUGUAUAAACAUGUUGCUUGAUCAAGGACAAGUACAAUACAGGGUGUAUAUUUAUUUUUCUGUGUUAUAAAAUUUACUUAUAGUUGUUCUUCUAGAAACUACUAGGUAAUAAAUGUGAAUAUACUGUAUAAUUUGCUAUAUACCCAGGAAUCAAUUUAAGUUGGAGCUCUGUGUGUGUGUGGCUUGCACAUGUGUGUAUUACCAUUCUGCUUGCAUUGUUAAUAGUGUUUUAAUUUUAGCAACAUUCAGGAACAAGUGUUCCAGAGUGUAUUAGGAAUCGGAGAAAUAGGGAAGCUUAAAACAAAAUUUAACCCAAGCUUGUGUCUUUUUUCCUCUCAUGUGUCUAAAAUCUACUAAAUCUCUUUAUUCACCAACAGGAAAUGUCUAAAAGACUAAAUCCCCUUUGGCGUUUUAAAAAUACUUUGUGAUAUCUGUGAUAAUGCAGUUCUUCUAGCCAUUAAUCUUGCACCCCUGUAAGAAAUUUCACCUUUCUGAGUCCCAGAAAAUAUCUUGUCAAGCAAAGUUGACACCGAAGGGCACGUUUUCAGCAGGAUGUAGAAGGAUUUAACUGUGCAGACUUCUGUUAAUGUUGUUAAAUCCAGCACAUAGCACCAAGCAUUACCCCUAAGUGUUAAUCCUUGGUAACCAUUUCCCUUGUGGCUCAGCUCUAAGAAAUUUUGAUACUAAAGCAGCAAUGGAAUGAUGACAAAUACAUAUGUAUAUAUUUUUCCCUUUAGAAUUUUCUCUAUGGCAAGACUUGACAGUUUUAUUUGUUGAUGGCAGUUUAUUCAUUUGGUAAUUUCAUCUUGUAUUCAAUUACACUGAACUGAAUUUAUUUUGAUGAGCCAAUCUGAAGUGUUAUUUAACUGGCCUUAUUAAGAAAUAUAUGUCCUAUGUACAUUCUAUAUACCACACUUGGUGAAGACUGACAUUUGAACCGUUAUUAGAACUUGAACAAAACUGAGCUCCUUGGUGAAAUAACCAAGUUUUUUUGUAUUAUUACACUUUAUAAAUCAUGAAUGACAUGUGAUUAUUCAAAGAGCACAGCAUUUAAGCAAAAUACAGCCUACUUCUGGUUAUCAGUGGCAAUAGUUAUACUGGAGUAGCUUGGAUUAGUGACAUCCAUAGAGAAUAUACCAGCAUUAUAUUGUUGGUACCCCCUCUCUCUUUCCCAAGUGCCUGUUUCAGUCAAAUGUUAGCAUAUACAAGAAUAAACUUUGACGACGUACCUUCUUUCUACCCUGCCCACCUUUUACUUAAGUAUCUCUUUGCUAAAGAAUAUAGGGGAAAAGGGAAGUUUUAAGCAAUUUCAAAUGAUAUAUUGAGUCCUGUCCAAUUAGGGCUAUAAUUCUUUACUGGGUCUGUACUGUACCAUGGGUCCACACAAACUAUGCUUAAGUAUACUCUAUAGUAGUGAAAUUUCCAGAGAAAAUAGAGAGAGAUGGACUUAACUUUGUCUUGAUAAAAUCACAAGUAAGGAGGCGUCACCAUUAUGAAAGAUGCAUUUGUUUGUUUCAGAAAACAAAAAAGUAACUAAACUAAUUCCUUUUGUACAAAAUAAUUGGAGAUUGUGUUGCAUUUAUUGAAUUUAGUAAAACCAACCAAAUAUAAGUGAUAAAGUAACAACUGAGAAACUUCAAAGUAAGAAUAAAUUUAUUGAUUUAAAAGAGAAAUGACCAUAAAUUUUAGAGUUGAUGGACUAGCCACAAUUACUUAUACAUAACAAAUAUACUUAAAUUGUUUUCCAGCUUUAUGUGUUCAAAGAUGAUUCGGAGGUCAGGACGGAAUAUAUCUAAGUGAUUGGAAUUUGAAGUUACAAUGCAGAUUUUCUCUUUUUCACAAAAGAACAUUAUAAAUUAAUUUCGAUCAAAUUUAUUUCCUUCCUUUGCAAACUUAAUGUAUAUUUUGUAAAGUAAAUUGAGAUGAAAGUUAAAUAAACACAUAGCUUUCAUCCAUAUCUCACUUUGGUUGAGACUUUCUAAGGAAUGUCAAUAUGAUUUUAGAAGAUGCACUCCCGCCCCCCCCCAAAAAAAGAAGAAAGAAUUCCUUUCAAAAAUAUUUGUUCACUACUCGAUAUAUCACCAAUUGGGAAGUGCCAAUCUCAUCUAUAAAUGUGAGAAGUGGAACAAGGAGAGAGGCAGCUUUUGUGAAAUGCAACAAGGCAGUAACCCAGGGCAAGGUUUGACAAAUCUUGAUUGUGUGAUUUCUUAUCCUUUUGGUUCAUAUCGUCACCUACCAGACAACAAAAAUAAAAUAUAGAUUCAAUAAUUUUAGUACAUAAGAUAGAUUUGUCAAAUUAAACAUAAUGUUAUUUUAACUAUCAGUAACAAUACCUUUAAAGCAUAAGUCUUUCUCAGUGUUUAACUUUGAAAAAGAGGUAAAAGCAGGGAGUAAUUCUCAACUUACUGAUAUCUGUCGAAGUCACUCAAUUCUACUUUUAUCAAUCAUAAUUUGUUUUCUAAUCUUGCCAUUUGCUCACAUGUAAAAAUGACAUAAUCAGUUCUUCUUGGCUGUUGAAAUGUAUGAAUUGUAUGUAAAAAUGUAAAAAUUUUGAUUUUCCCAUUUAAAAAAAAUGAAUGUGCAUGGUCUUUUAUUUCUUGUAUUAUAAUCACCAAGUCAGUGUUCUAAAAUUGUAGGAUUACUAUAAAAAUUAUAUUCCAAUAUUCUACCUAAACUUAAAUGUGGUCAGCAUUAUUAGUUUCAGAGUUGCCAAAACAAUGCAAAACAUCCUUAACUCAGUUUGUAAGAGUUUUAACCAGUGUGCAAUGGUGAAGAAAUAGUUUCCUAUCUCAAGUUUAAAAUGGAAAAUUAAUAUCAGUUGAGCACUUAAUGUGUUUGCAUGUCUGCUAUUUAAUCUCCAUGUGAAAGUUAAAGAUUUUUUUAACACCAUUCUUUCUCCCAUUUAAAGUGGGUUCUCAAAAGCACAAGCAGAGAUAUUUACCUGUGGAAGACAUUUGUUGGCUGUAAUUGUACAUUAGAUGGCAAAUGCCAUUUGAGUCAGAUGUUAGAAAUUUACUAGAUGUAUGAUGUUGCAUAGUAGAAUAAGAUCCUUUUCUCAUUUUGUCCUUUCUAAAAAUAAAGAAAAAAGAAAGCUAAGUAUGAUAGUAAACUGUCUUUGCUUAUGUCCUGACAGAUGUUUAACCUCAAAAUAAAAAGUAGGUACAAUAAAAUGAUGAUGAUGAUAAUGAAUAAACAAUCAAAGUGCUAGUUUUAUUUGAAAUUAAUAACUAGAAUAAGUCAGCAUUUUUUCAACUCUGUAGCACAGCUGGUUACAUUGAAUAUUUUUCUCUAUUAUGCUGUUAAUUAUAUAGUAACGUAUCAAAGAAGAAAUAGAUAAGAACUUUCUUUUCAUUUCUUGUUGAUUUAUGAAGAAGUCUUUUUACACAUAAAUGAUUGAAUGUUCUUAUUCAGAAUGACCACAUAAUUAUUGCUUAGGAAAAGACACCAGUUCUUAAAGAGUCUAUUUAUAAUAAUCAGAAUCAAACGUUAUUUGUUUCUUCUAAAUGUAAAUGAAAAAAAAAUUGAAGGUGGCAAAAAAUGUGAUAUUUAUUCAAGCUGGGCUAUCUUAACAGUAGAAGUUUCAGUGGUCAACAUGUUUGUGCAUCUUUAGAUGCUAAUAGUUUUACAAUUUAUUAUUUAAAAGUGUAAAAAUUUACAUUUAUAAUAGUCUGAGAAUAAAACUUAGACUCAAUCAUUUGUUAAUAUGUUUAUUAGAAUGUUUUAGUUUCAGGCAAGUCAGAAGCAGCUGUAUAGCGUUAUUCUAUGUUAGGCAUUGGGAUAUCUUAAGUCCCUGCCUCAACAUUAAUUCAAGGAAGAAUUAGCAUUUCUGUAUUUUUUCUCCGUUUGAAGCUCUAUGUGCAUUUGGUUUGUGUACAUGUUUUUGUAGUGUAAGAUAUGAAAUUUUAUAUUUUUUCAGAAAAUAAAAAAACACUUGAAUACA